Molecule: messenger RNA, 1359 nt
Organism: Raphanus sativus (radish)
Lineage: Eukaryota; Viridiplantae; Streptophyta; Magnoliopsida; Brassicales; Brassicaceae
Product: probable CCR4-associated factor 1 homolog 10
Exons: 2
Coding region: 240-1085 (281 amino acids)
Cellular component (GO): CCR4-NOT complex; CCR4-NOT core complex; P-body
Molecular function (GO): poly(A)-specific ribonuclease activity; nucleic acid binding
Source: RefSeq, a predicted model, not a curated record
UCUCUUUAUUUAUCAUCCCCCAACCAAAGCCUGCAUCUCUCUUUCACUUUGAAAACCUUUCUCUCUCUCUCUCCGGUUUGACCCGAUAAGUUCUCCACCAGAGACGCACCAAUCUCUCUCUCUCUUCGUAGAUCUGUUUCGUUUCCUGACGUCAUCAUCUGAGAUCGGAGCCUCUCGUUCUCAGAUCCAUUCGAUUUCUAUGCUCUGCUCCCAGAUCCGUCUCGAUUCUCGUAAUUACAAUGGCGGAGACUCUCAAAAAAGAAGACUCAAUCACGAUUCGAGAGGUCUGGAACGACAACCUCCUCGAGGAAUUCGCCCUAAUCCGUGAGAUCGUCGACACGUUCACCUACAUCGCCAUGGACACGGAGUUCCCCGGAGUCGUCCUCAAGCCCGUCGAGACCUUCAAGCACAACAGCGACCUCAACUACCGCACCCUCAAGGAGAACGUCGACCUCCUCAAACUCAUCCAAGUCGGCCUCACCUUCUCCGACGCCGACGGCAACCUCCCCACCCCCGCCCCCGACGGCAAGCCCUGCGUCUGGCAGUUCAACUUCCGCGAGUUCGACAUCGGAGAAGACAUCUACGCGAGCGAGUCCAUCGAGCUCCUCCGCCAGUGCGGGAUCGAUUUCAAGAAGAACGUCGAGAGAGGGAUCGACGUGGCUCGGUUCGGUGAGCUCAUGAUGUCUUCCGGGAUCGUCCUGAACGAUUCCAUCUCGUGGGUGACGUUCCACGGCGGUUACGAUUUCGGUUACUUGGUUAAGCUGCUGACGUGUAAAGAGCUGCCGAUGAAGCAGGCGGAUUUCUUCAAGCUGUUGUAUGUGUAUUUCCCAACGGUGUACGAUAUCAAGCACUUGAUGACGUUCUGUAAUGGGCUGUUUGGUGGGCUGAACAGGCUUGCUGAGCUUAUGGGGGUGGAGAGAGUUGGGGUUUGUCAUCAGGCGGGGUCGGAUAGCUUGCUUACGUUGGGGUCGUUUAGGAAGCUCAAGGAGCGUUAUUUCACUGGGUCGACUGAGAGAUACACUGGUGUUCUGUAUGGUCUAGGUGUGGAAGAUGGUGGUGGUGGUGUUACUAAUGUUGCUAAUUAAGAGGGAAAUAAUAAUAAUAAAGGUUAAUUAUUAUUGAGGGGAAGUGGAUUAUUAUUAGGUUUUUAGGAUUUGUGAGUGUGAAGAAGAAGAGACCAAUUAAAACUUGUCUAUGUGUAAAUUGGCAAAAAUUGGUUUCAGUAAGUGACUGUUGUGUCUUUGUUGUUCAUCUUUCAGGAAAAAAAAACCCUUUGAUCAAGUGAGGGGUUGAGUUUAUGAAUGUAUAUCAAUUCAGCUACCCUUUUUAUUAAUAAAUAAUCUCCAAGUUAUAAUUUUA